Molecule: messenger RNA, 1577 nt
Organism: Pseudophryne corroboree (corroboree frog)
Lineage: Eukaryota; Metazoa; Chordata; Amphibia; Anura; Myobatrachidae
Gene: EIF4A3
Product: eukaryotic translation initiation factor 4A3
Exons: 12
Coding region: 151-1398 (415 amino acids)
Cellular component (GO): nucleolus; catalytic step 2 spliceosome
Molecular function (GO): mRNA binding; RNA helicase activity; ATP binding
Source: RefSeq, a predicted model, not a curated record
GUGCGUCUCGCGAGCGUUGACAGUAAUGUGCGAGGUGACGUAUCACGCUACCCGUGGUGGCUGCUGGGUAGAAGCUUGGCGGCCCGGUGUACGUAGCAGUGUGUGAGGCGCUGCGUGUUCGAGUCUCCUCCGCUCCAGCCCGUCGGGAUCAUGGCGAGCGUAGCUGCCGCGGGAGUGGUCGGGGUGACCAGCGGGUCCAGCCGCAAGCGGCUCAUGAGAGAGGAAGAUAUGACGAAAGUGGAGUUCGAGACCAGCGAGGAGGUGGAUGUGACUCCCACCUUUGACACGAUGGGGCUGCGGGAGGACCUGCUCCGAGGCAUCUACGCGUAUGGAUUUGAGAAACCAUCAGCUAUUCAACAGAGGGCCAUCAAACAGAUAAUCAAAGGAAGAGAUGUAAUAGCACAAUCACAGUCUGGUACAGGCAAAACAGCAACAUUUUGUGUGUCCGUUCUCCAGUGUUUGGAUAUUCAGGUCCGUGAGACACAAGCAUUGAUUUUAGCACCAACCAGAGAAUUGGCAGGGCAAAUUCAGAAGGUGCUUCUCGCUCUGGGUGACUAUAUGAAUGUGCAGUGUCACGCAUGUAUUGGAGGAACCAAUGUAGGAGAAGACAUCCGUAAACUGGAUUAUGGACAGCAUGUUGUCGCUGGCACACCAGGACGUGUCUUUGAUAUGAUUCGCCGCAGAAGCUUAAGAACACGCGCCAUUAAAAUGCUGGUUCUGGAUGAAGCUGAUGAGAUGCUUAACAAAGGUUUCAAGGAACAGAUUUAUGAUGUGUACAGAUAUCUGCCUCCCGCAACCCAGGUUUGCCUGAUCAGUGCCACACUGCCACAUGAGAUCCUGGAAAUGACCAACAAGUUUAUGACUGAUCCCAUCCGUAUCCUGGUGAAACGUGAUGAGCUGACGUUAGAAGGCAUUAAGCAGUUUUUCGUGGCAGUUGAGCGAGAAGAAUGGAAGUUUGACACAUUAUGUGAUUUGUAUGAUACCCUCACCAUUACACAGGCUGUGAUCUUCUGCAACACCAAAAGAAAGGUGGACUGGCUGACAGAGAAAAUGAGGGAAGCCAACUUCACGGUAUCUUCAAUGCAUGGUGACAUGCCGCAGAAAGAGAGAGAGUCCAUUAUGAAAGAAUUCAGAUCAGGAGCUAGCCGAGUACUUAUCUCAACUGAUGUGUGGGCCAGAGGUUUGGAUGUUCCACAGGUUUCCCUAAUUAUUAACUAUGACCUUCCCAACAACAGAGAAUUGUACAUCCACAGAAUUGGCCGCUCAGGGCGCUAUGGAAGAAAAGGUGUGGCAAUUAACUUUGUAAAAAAUGAUGAUAUUCGUAUCUUGCGAGAUAUUGAGCAGUACUACUCUACUCAGAUUGAUGAAAUGCCAAUGAAUGUUGCAGAUUUGAUUUGAAGAGUGGAUGUUAUGUAUAGAGGGACCGUAUGGAGCAAUCAACCAUUGUUUUAUGGAGUCUGUUUUCAUUUGCUAAGCAAGUUUUACUAUUAUCUUUUCCUUCGUACAUGGGGCAAGCUGUUGUACACCACUGUAAAUACUACAUUUGCUGAAUUUUCAAUAAAAAAAUGACAAACCCA